Messenger RNA from Cricetulus griseus (Chinese hamster), 1441 nucleotides. Lineage: Eukaryota; Metazoa; Chordata; Mammalia; Rodentia; Cricetidae. The record is from RefSeq and is a predicted model, not a curated record.
AGGGCACCGUCCAUCCGUGCACAGCCAACAACCCCGAGAGCUGCUCCUCGUCGCUUUCACCCCAGGACUUUAUCAACUUGUUCAAGUUCUGAAUCCCAACACGUGACAGCAUUUCACAAGGCCCCUGCUGACCAGAUGGCUGGGAGUUCGGAGUCUUCCUUUGUAAAUAGUACAUUUUAAGCAUUGGCUUGAAACUUCUGAGCUAAGUCACUGAGAAGACGUUGGAAGGAAGAGACACAGUUGCCAAUGGGAAUUUACAAAUGUGAACUUCACAUUAGAACUGGUACGGAAAAACAGAUACUGUAAAUAGACUUUUCUUUUUUUCCCUAACAAUUUGCCAGCAAGACUGUAAGGGCAAGAACUCUAUGUCUGCUAUGAAAACGGAGUCCUCUUGAGUUCAUGGAGACUUUCCUAGUUCUCUAGGGAGAAAAAGGCAAAACUCGAAUACGAGACAGAACACUCUUGUUUACAAUGUGAUAUUGUUAAAAUAAGAAAGAAGGAGAACGGAUGCUACAAUCGAGAAGUCCUUGGGCUUUGGGGUUGGUUUUAAAUAGGCAAUGAUGUCCGCCCAUCUGAAACCUGCACGGGGCAUAAGGCCUUAUCCUACCAAGACGCCACACACUAGUCUACCUCCAGAAGCAUGGAGCGCUCUCUGGCAGCGUACAUUAUCUAGCAGGCAAAGUCUGUGUUUCAUGUAAGUUCUUCCAUCUGUAAAUGAGCUAAGAUGGGAACGCUAUUAGGAAAAAACCCUCCUCUUGGUUCUGACUUCCUUUUCCUUCUUCCCUCCCAGUAUCUACGCCUUUUUCCCUCCCAUGCCCUAGCUCAUGUAGGGAACCAGAAGGCCCUUGUAAGCACAGCUCCAGCCAAAGGUCAUGAAGAGCUAUAGAUUAGGCGCCUAUAGAUGUGGAGGCUUGGCACUUCUGAGUUAACUCUACCCUCUUCUUGCUUAACUUCUGGGCUUGUCUGGGCUUCCAUGGGUGUCUUCAUGGAUUAGUGAAUGUCUGUGAACUUAGUGGAGCCCGAGAACCGCUCGAGAGACGUUUUCACACCAGCCAAUUAACCAGUCUGAUAGCUGCUGCUCCCCCUGGCAGGGUAAUGAGCCAAGGCUCUUUCUGUUCUUCAGGUCCAACAUCAAACCUGAGGCAUCCAAAACUGGGACUUAUCAAAGCAGGAUUUAAAAAGAAGCCUGGAGCUCCAGCCAGAUAGAGAGAUGAGUUCACCUUCUUUCAGGACUGAGUUAAAACAGAGAGUUAAGAGACAAAGGAUCCCAGGGGGUCUUGCAAGGCAGAGAUGAACACUGUGGAAGAAAGCAAAUCUCAGGACUUCAGGAGUUGAUUCCUGGGGUGGGGGCAAUGUUAUUUUUUACUUUUUAUAGAUUGUUGCUUUUCUACCAUGUACAUAUAUUUGCGGUUGUAUUUGCUUUUUUUUUUUUUUUUUUUAA